Messenger RNA from Marmota flaviventris (yellow-bellied marmot), 1152 nucleotides. RefSeq names its product dual specificity phosphatase 9 (gene Dusp9). Gene Ontology annotation, biological process: peptidyl-tyrosine dephosphorylation; negative regulation of MAPK cascade. Gene Ontology annotation, molecular function: protein tyrosine/threonine phosphatase activity; MAP kinase tyrosine/serine/threonine phosphatase activity; MAP kinase tyrosine phosphatase activity. The record is from RefSeq and is a predicted model, not a curated record. NCBI's taxonomy places the organism in Eukaryota, Metazoa, Chordata, Mammalia, Rodentia, Sciuridae. Gene Ontology annotation, cellular component: cytosol; cytoplasm.
AUGGAGAGCCUGGGCCGCUCGUGCCUGUGGCUUCGUCGGGAGCUGUCGCCCUCGCGGCCGCGGCUGCUGCUCCUGGACUGCCGCAGCCGCGAGCUGUACGAGUCCGCGCGCAUCGGCGGGGCGCUGAGCGUGGCCCUGCCUGCGCUGCUGCUGCGCCGCCUGCGGAGGGGGAGCCUGUCGGUGCGCGCGCUCCUGCCAGGGCCGCCGCUGCAGCCGCCUCCCCCUGCCCCGGUGCUCCUGUAUGACCAAGGCGGGGGAAGGCGACGGCGCGAGGGCGAGGCUGAGGCUGAGGAGUGGGAGGCUGAGUCGGUGCUGGGCACCUUGCUCCAGAAGCUGCGGGAGGAAGGCUACCUGGCAUACUACCUGCAAGGUGGCUUCGCCAGAUUUCAGGCCGAGUGCCCUCACCUGUGUGAGACCAGCCUCAAUGGUGGUGCUGGCUCAAGCAUGGCCCCAGUGCCCAGCCCAGUGCCCGUGGUGGGACUGGGUGGCCUGUGCCUGAGCUCCGACUGCUCUGACGCAGAAUCUGAGGCUGACCGCGACUCCAUGAGCUGUGGCCUGGAUUCGGAAGGCACCACGCCUCCCCCAGUGGGGCUGCUGCCAUCCUUCCCCGUCCAGAUCUUGCCCAACCUCUACCUGGGCAGUGCCCGGGAUUCAGCUAACUUAGAGAGCCUGGCCAAGUUGGGCAUCCGCUACAUCCUCAAUGUCACCCCCAACCUCCCUAACCUCUUUGAGAAGAAUGGUGACUUUCACUACAAGCAGAUCCCCAUCUCUGACCACUGGAGCCAGAACUUGUCCCAGUUCUUUCCAGAGGCCAUUGCAUUCAUUGACGAGGCCUUGUCCCAGAACUGCGGGGUGCUCGUCCACUGCCUGGCAGGCGUCAGCCGCUCUGUCACCGUCACCGUGGCCUACCUCAUGCAGAAGCUCCACCUCUCGCUCAACGAUGCCUACGACCUGGUCAAGAGGAAGAAGUCUAACAUCUCGCCCAACUUCAACUUCAUGGGGCAGCUGUUGGACUUUGAGCGCAGUCUGCGCUUGGAGGAGAGGCGCUCCCAGGGGCAGGGCAGUGGGGGCCAGGAGUCUGCCACCUCUGACCCCCCCUCCUUUUUUACCACCCCCACCAGCGAUGGCGUCUUUGAGCUGGACCCCACAUAA